Messenger RNA from Paecilomyces variotii, 2206 nucleotides. Its product is annotated as chaperonin complex component, TCP-1 epsilon subunit. Bases 178 to 1824 code for a protein of 548 amino acids. The transcript has 11 exons. NCBI's taxonomy places the organism in Eukaryota, Fungi, Ascomycota, Eurotiomycetes, Eurotiales, Thermoascaceae. Gene Ontology annotation, biological process: protein folding. The record is from RefSeq and is a predicted model, not a curated record. Gene Ontology annotation, cellular component: chaperonin-containing T-complex. Gene Ontology annotation, molecular function: ATP-dependent protein folding chaperone; ATP binding; ATP hydrolysis activity.
CGAGGUCCAAAAAGGCCCACGCAUGUGCACGCCAGCAGUCUGUGUCUAGAUCACCGCCGGCACCCUUGUCGAACAGCUGCUCUGUUGCGAAGGUCACCUUUGAUUUCUUCUUUUUUCAACUGAUAUCGUUUUUGUUCCCCCGGUGCUAACUCUGCCGUGUGGCAGAACACUUUCAAAAUGGCGAUGCAGCUUGAUAUGUCUAAUGCUACGGUGAUGAAGGAUGAGCAGGGCCGGCCAUUUAUCGUCGUCCGAGAUCAGGGAAAGAAGAAGAGGCAGCAUGGUACAGAUGCCGUCAAGUCGCACAUUGUUGCGGCCAAGACGGUCGCCAAUAUUGUGAAGACAUCGCUGGGCCCUCGUGGUUUGGACAAGAUCCUCAUCUCUCCGGACGGAGACAUCACUGUUACAAACGAUGGAGCUACUAUUCUGUCGCAGAUGGAAAUCUCCAACAACGUCGCCAAGCUCCUUGUGCAGUUGUCGAAAUCCCAGGAUGAUGAAAUUGGUGAUGGCACAACUGGUGUGGUAGUAUUGGCUGCAGCUCUUUUGGAGCAGGCUUCCGACCUGAUCGACAAGGGUAUCCAUCCCAUCCGGAUAGCGGACGGUUACGACCAGGCCUGUGAGAUUGCUGUGGCCCAGCUCGAUAAGAUUAGUGACGAGAUUCCAUUUACCAAGGACAACACGGAAAACUUGGUCAAGGUAGCGAAGACGAGUCUUGGAAGCAAGAUUGUCUCGAAAUCUCACGACCAGUUUGCUAAGAUAGCCGUCGAGGCCGUACUCUCCGUUGCCGAUCUCGAGCGCAAAGACGUCGAUUUCGAACUUAUCAAGGUCGACGGAAAGGUCGGCGGUGCUCUCGAGGAUUCUCUUCUCGUCAAGGGCGUCAUUGUCGACAAAGACUUCUCGCACCCUCAGAUGCCAGACGAAGUUAGAGAUGCUAAGCUGGCAAUCUUGACUUGCCCAUUUGAACCGCCUAAGCCGAAGACCAAGCACAAGCUCGACAUCACAUCAGUCGAAGAAUUCAAACGGUUACAAUCCUACGAGAGGGAGAAGUUCUCGGAAAUGAUUCAGCAGCUUAAGGACAACGGAGCGAACUUGGUUAUCUGCCAGUGGGGUUUCGAUGAUGAAGCAAACCACCUGCUUCUUCAGAACAACUUGCCCGCUGUCCGAUGGGUCGGUGGGCCUGAGAUCGAACUCAUUGCCAUCGCGACAAACGGAAGGAUCGUUCCCCGUUUCGAGGACCUGAGUCCUGAGAAGCUUGGAACGGCUGGUCUCGUCCGCGAAAUGAGCUUCGGUACUACGCGCGAAAAGAUGCUCGUCAUUGAGGAAUGCGCCAACAGCCGCGCAGUGACCGUUUUCGUAAGAGGUAGCAACAAGAUGAUCAUCGACGAAGCCAAGCGUUCGCUGCAUGACGCCCUCUGCGUUGUUCGUAACCUUGUGCGCGACAACCGUGUCGUGUAUGGAGGUGGUGCAGCCGAGAUUGCAUGCUCUCUCGCUGUUGAGGAAGCCGCUGUGAAGAGCCCGGGAAUUGAACAAUACGCCAUGCGUGCCUUCGCCGACGCUCUGGACUCCGUCCCCAUGACUCUUGCUGAGAACUCUGGCUUGAGCCCUAUUGAGACUCUUGCCUCGAUCAAGUCGAGACAAGUUAAGGAGAAUAACUCAAGACUCGGUGUGGACUGCAUGCUCACCGGUGACAAUGAUAUGAGAUCCCGCUUCGUCAUUGAUCCCCUUAUUGGAAAGCGCCAGCAGCUCCUGCUUGCUACCCAGCUAUGCCGAAUGGUUCUCAAGAUCAACAAUGUCAUCAUUGCCGGCGAUGACGAGAACGAGUUCUAGGUUCCCUUUGUAUAGAUUAUACAGGGCACGAACUGCAUGAGAUAUAUUCCAUGAUGUGGCGUACAGGAAACCCAAAAACGAAAUCUAUCUCCCUCUAUGAUUGAGGAUAAUUAGUCUCGCCCGCCUCUCUUUUAUAUGUAAAACAGCAAACAAAAAGCAAUAGAAGCUGCAGCAUCGCGGAAGGAUCGACUAGUUUUCAUCUUUUCCUAUGAAUUGAAAAGGUUGGAGUGAUGACUUAGAAGACACAACCUGGAGAACUCUUUCUGUCGAAGCAGUAGGAGUAACAGCUAAAUGGUAAAAGUUGGCAAUAUGGUAGAUCAAUAACGUAUAUCAUGACUAUUCAGUAUACUACAAGUAAUUGGCAUGAGCUCGGAGUAAAGAG